AUGAUUCCAGGUCCUAAACUUCAGCAUGGAAAUCUUCAUUCCGAUGGACUGAUCUACUACGCCAGAGCUAUACAAGAGGCUCUGAACAUUGCACCAUAUAUUCAGUUCCACAUUUGGCUGGGAAUGAUUGAGAGCUCGGAACUUGAAACUACUCAAAUGGGUGACUUGUCUCCUUUUGCACGAACUGAGUUCCUUGACCCAAGCGAAGACCGAACGGCAAAGAUUGAUCUUUUUGGGACCUGGGAUGCAUGGGAAAUCAUUCGAACAACCUGCAAACACCACUCCAGGUUACUUGUCGCUCUCGCACUUCCAAAACAUCUUCCGAUCCUGCAAGUCCAAACAAGGUGGUAUUCUGAACCUGUCCACCUAUUGACAAUCGAUGGAAUGACUUUCAUCAAGAAUCAGAAAGGAUAUCCUGUCUUGUCUAAGGCCCAUCAGGCCCUGAUAGCAAAGUUCAUGAGACUUCGUACGCCACCAUGGAUUCUGCUUUGUGAUGUGGGCCCCAUUCCUGGCCUUGAGAUAGAUGAUGAACCCCAGUCGGGGGCUUCUCCAGCAGAUAAAGCCGAUUUCCCUACCAUAGCGCAGACUAUGUCUCAGGCGAAAAAGCAUCAAGAUCCUACACCUCAUCUAUCCUAUAUGAGAAACCUGCAACAGCGCCAACCCCCUCGCACUCCCAUUGAACGAUUCGGCACUGGAUAUCAAGAUUAUUUGCAAGCACCCCUGCAACCCUUGACAGUGAACUUGGAGAGUAUUACCUACGAGGUGUUUGAAAAAGACCCUAUCAAGUAUGCAUGGUAUGAGCGAGCUGUCGCAAAAGCUCUGAAUGACUGGAUGGAGCAGAAGAAACCCACAUCAGGCCCAGAAGGCAAAGUAGUUGUUGCUGUUGUGGGUGCGGGACGUGGCCCUCUAGUAACACGUGCUCUGCGUGCAAGUGCAGAAACCGGAGUGAAGAUCGAGAUGUGGGUUGUUGAGAAGAACCCGAAUGCUUUUGUUCUACUCCAACGCCAUAACGAGAAUAUCUGGGGCGGUGUUUGCAAUUUGGUCAAAUCGGAUAUGCGAAGCUGGAAGGGGCCUCAUAGAGCCAUCGAAAAUUCACCAAAUUCGGGUUCCGCAGCAUCGGUCAGGCAUACACCUAUUGACAUCCUCAUAUCCGAGCUGCUAGGCUCUUUUGGAGACAACGAGCUCUCGCCAGAAUGCUUAGAUGGAGUGACGCAUCUACUCAACCCAGGUCACGGCAUUUCUAUCCCAGCAUCAUAUUCGGCACAUUUGACUCCUAUUGCCGCGCCAAAGCUAUACGCCGACAUAUGUGGCCAGCGGAUAUCCAACCCUGCCGCACCGGAAACGCCAUAUGUAGUCAUGCUCCAUGCCAUUGAUUACUUGUCUACGACAUCACCACCUGGAGGAUCCGCGACUGGCCACACAGCUCAACUCAGUAGCAGCGUUGGUAGUACACACAGCGCAGUCGGAGCCAGAAACUCAACGUCAACUCCACCUCCAAUCUUUGAAGCUCCGACUCCUAUCGUACUCCCAACGUGGUCCUUUUCGCACCACAAUCCCAAUAUCCCUCCUCAGUCAACGACUUCAUCUAUGAUUGCUAACGAGCAUAACGUUCGUCAAACCCGUCUUGCGUUCCCGUGCCAGAAUCGCGGCGUCUGUCACGGGUUGGCCGGGUACUUUGAGACUGUGCUUUAUGGUGAUAUUGAGUUAUCGACUAAUCCAGUGACUAUGGAUGCCAAGAGUUCUGGGAUGAUUAGUUGGUUCCCCAUAUACUUUCCACUCAAGACUCCCCUCUAUGUCCCUGACAACGGCGAAGUCGUCGUAACAAUGUACCGACAAACCGACAACCGCAAAGUCUGCUGCAGCAAGUCCACAACGAAGCACUACGCCGAUAAUGAUGAGCGGAGGGCUAAGAAAUGUUCCUAUGGCCGCUAA
This is a messenger RNA of Talaromyces amestolkiae, 1932 nucleotides long. RefSeq lists its product as uncharacterized. Bases 1 to 1932 code for a protein of 643 amino acids. The record is from RefSeq and is a predicted model, not a curated record. Gene Ontology annotation, cellular component: nucleus; cytosol. The transcript is spliced from 4 exons. NCBI's taxonomy places the organism in Eukaryota, Fungi, Ascomycota, Eurotiomycetes, Eurotiales, Trichocomaceae. Gene Ontology annotation, biological process: regulation of DNA-templated transcription; peptidyl-arginine N-methylation.